AAAAUAAUAUGGAGAAGCAGAACUCUGUAUCAACGCCCACGCCCUCUGAGCCUAACUUGAAGUCUAGCACAUCUGUUCCUCAAAUGGAGACUGCGGUUUUGAAAAUCAAGUUGCAGCUUUUCCCAAUUGACGACAAGACUAAAACAGCACUGGAGCAGGAGGGUCACAAUCCACACCUUGAGUUGACACUCAAGGCCUCGAAAAGCAUAAGCUCUGUGCUACAGCACUUGUCUCAGAAAUGGGGUCGCUGCUCUGUGGCUACUGGAGAUAUUCGUCUCUAUCCUUUCAUUCGACAGCCUUCCUCUACAAGCUGGAACUCGAAAGAUGUGGUGUGUGCUGCAGACGUUUACGAUGUCGUAGGAAGACCUUCAGUAUUUCGCUUGAGGUAUGGCUGGUGCCAAAAUGUUUGUGAAAAGAGUUCAAAAUCUGGUGCGGAGCCAGUCACUGUCAUCGAGAGACACGAAGAUCAUUCUCAACUGGAUUCUCAAGUACCUGGCUGUAGCUGGUUGUAUGAUAGAAGUACGGAUGGCUUCGGCCAGCGGCUUUGGCGAGAUGAGGAAUUACUGGGAGCUUCUUCGGUUGAUCGCUUCAUUGUAUUGAAUGACGCCUCCAAGCAGGACGCCGAUCGAUAUUCUUUGACGCCUUCGGUGUGGGGAGGCGAAGAAACAUGCGAUGCGUUUUCUUUCAAAACGAAGGAGCACAUUCGAGUUGUGCCACCAGCUCGGGAAUCUGCCGCUUGUUCGCUACUCGGGACGUCGCAAGGCACAUCCAGUUUUGAUUUGUUCCGCUCAUCGUCAAACGCGGACGUGCUCCGCUCAUCGGCUUUGGACCUGUAUUGGGCCGAUUCAUUGGGAGCUGUGGAUGGGACGUUCGCGCACGGGCAAAGCCUGCUGUUAAACGGGAACUCAUCGCUCGGAGGUGGUAUAUCUACGAGUUUGUUCCCGGACACCCUGGACGUCUUUGCUCAACAAACUCCAGGCGUGCUACUCUCGCCUAAUGACAUCCAGAUGGUUGAAGUGGAUCGUCAGUGAGAGAGUGCAUCCAUCUGGACUCCCGGGUUGUUCAAGCACAGUUGGGAUGAAAAUCAUUGGCGGCGAAUUAACUUUUCUUUCCAACCAACAAACAGCAGCAUUAAAACGAUCUUCGCAGCGAGCUGGGAGAGAGAAAUACGUUCGCUACUGAUGCUUGCUUUAACAUUGCAAAUGAGGCAUGGAGGACAUGGCUACUUAAAAGACUACCCGGUUGAAAACCUGUGAGUCCUUACCAUUUCGAGAGUCUCGGUUUUACUUCUCCAUUGCCGAAGACGCAUGUUGUGCAGCCAGUUUGAUCACCACCCAAUGCAUGUCAACCAAGAAACAUUUGCUUUGUGAGACUUUAAUGGUAGAUUAAGAUCUCUUCUGAAACAUUUGUUUUGUAGAUUAGAAUCUCUUACACGUAAUUUUGCCCAUGAAGAUAUUAAUAUUAUUGCUUGUCCAUUU
Selaginella moellendorffii is the source of this 1478-nucleotide messenger RNA. RefSeq lists its product as uncharacterized. Gene Ontology annotation, molecular function: chromatin binding. Lineage: Eukaryota; Viridiplantae; Streptophyta; Lycopodiopsida; Selaginellales; Selaginellaceae. Gene Ontology annotation, biological process: pattern specification process. Bases 9 to 1031 code for a protein of 340 amino acids. Gene Ontology annotation, cellular component: nucleus. The record is from RefSeq and is a predicted model, not a curated record. The transcript is spliced from 8 exons.